AUUGUAAUAUUUAGUGUAGCUAUAAAUUUUAGAAUCCAAAAUAAACUUCUCGCUUCUCACCAGCUGUACCUGGAUAUCAUCUUCCACCACACAUUUGAAAAUUCAAAACUAGAUAAAGGUCCGGUUUUUUCUUCUUUUUUUUUCUUUUAGAUAAAGCCAUAAAGGUCGAUUGAAAAAUAUAUAUAUAAAACGAAACACUCAACGUGUCAACCAAACAUGUCAAUCCCGCCUACAAGAGUCAUCUCCCAAUAGCGACUGGCAAUCAUGGGAGUCACUUUGUCAAGCACCACAAUCCUAUGUUCUGGAAAUCAGAAAUCAGCGUCUCUUGCAAUAUUUUCCUUGUGCCUACCUAACCCCAACUUCAUAACAGGAAUAUGUUUCAUUGCCUUGUUUGAAACUUAUGUUUCCGACUCCUAAUGAUUGAGGAACGAUGGCAAGCUCAAUCAUAUAGAAGUUGGAAACUUUGGGUAUUAUUUGGUAUCACAAAUUAAAGCAAAAACCUAAAAAUUUGAAAACUAAAAAGGGAAGAUGAGAGUUGAAAACUGGAAACAUUGUAAAGCCUUUAGUUUCAAGAAGAAAUUUUUUUAUAUAUAAAUUUACAUUACAAUA
Messenger RNA from Rubroshorea leprosula, 609 nucleotides. The record is from the annotation of a GenBank genome assembly. NCBI's taxonomy places the organism in Eukaryota, Viridiplantae, Streptophyta, Magnoliopsida, Malvales, Dipterocarpaceae.